Molecule: messenger RNA, 609 nt
Organism: Lodderomyces oxycetoniae
Lineage: Eukaryota; Fungi; Ascomycota; Pichiomycetes; Serinales; Debaryomycetaceae
Product: DNA-directed RNA polymerase III subunit
Exons: 1
Coding region: 1-609 (202 amino acids)
Biological process (GO): transcription initiation at RNA polymerase III promoter
Cellular component (GO): RNA polymerase III complex
Molecular function (GO): nucleotide binding
Source: RefSeq, a predicted model, not a curated record
AUGCAGAUACUCAAAGAAAGAGAUGCUUUUCUAUCCAAUUUUGAGGUUGAACAACAUCUCAAUAAUAUAAAACAGAAAUAUAACUGGACUUUUACAGAAGAAGAUGAGUUAGAGCUAGAGCAUCGUAUAGAUAAGGAUAACACCGAAGAUCAUGGAUUGCAUAAACGAAACAAUCACAAGCAAAAACACAGAUUCACUGAAUGUGGUAUAGGGCUAGAGAUAAUAACUAGGGAUGUGCUAGCAUUAAUGAGAAAUAACAGUGCGUGUGGUGAUAUGACGGUUGACAAGUUCGAGGAAUUGAUGCAAUAUUUAAAUCAAUUUGAAUUGAUGAAGAUUGAAAAACUACAGAUAAUUAAUCAGUUGCCGAAAACUAUGCCUGUUUUGUAUGCCAUAGUAGAGGAAUGCGAGGAAAGGUUUGGAAGCGACGUUCCUGAAGAGAUUUUGAGUAAGAUUAUGGAACUAUUCCCCUCUGAGGAGGACGAGGACGAGGAUGAUGAGGAUGAGGAUAAUAAUGAAAAAGAAGAAGGAGUAGAUGAGAGGGGCGAGGACGAGGGCGAGGACGAGGAAAUGAUCGAGGAGGAGGAGGAGGAGGAGGAGAGAAACUCAUAG